Messenger RNA from Asterias rubens (European starfish), 1781 nucleotides. RefSeq names its product annexin-B12-like. Lineage: Eukaryota; Metazoa; Echinodermata; Asteroidea; Forcipulatida; Asteriidae. Gene Ontology annotation, cellular component: cytoplasm. The record is from RefSeq and is a predicted model, not a curated record. Gene Ontology annotation, molecular function: calcium ion binding; calcium-dependent phospholipid binding. The coding region runs from base 1 to 960 and encodes 319 amino acids. The transcript has 12 exons.
AUGGAUGAUUAUAAAGGGACAAUACAGGCAUGCACAGAAUUUGACAAGGUGAAAGAUUCACUGAUACUGCAUAAGGCGAUGCAGGGUAUAGGUACUGAUGAGAAAGCUAUCAUUGACAUCCUUGCGCACCGCUCCAAUGCUCAAAGACAGCAAUUACGAGCUUAUUACGUCACUGCCUUCGGUCGGGACCUGAUUGGGCAUUUCCAAAGUAAACUAAGUGGUAAUUUUCGGAGGACAGUACGAGCUUUAAUGGAUCGACCUGUUGAAUACUACGCACGGUGCCUCUACGAAGCAACAAAGGGUCUUGGAACGGACGAAGAAGCACUUGUAGAAAUUCUCUGCACGAAGACUAAUCAGGAGAUAAAAGAAAUCAAAGCACAAUACAAAAAAGACUAUCUGUGCGAUCUGAAAGCAGAUAUUGUUGGUGACACUAGCGGGGACUUCAGGCGUCUUCUCGUAUCCAUGUGUUCGGCUGGACGAGAAGAAGGCACUGAAGUGGACGUAGAUCAAGCAAAGGUAGAUGCUCAAGAAAUCUUCAAAGCCAGCGAGGCACGCUGGGGCACGGACGAGGCCGUGUUUAAUCGUAUCUUAGCAACAAGAAGCUACGCACAACUACGGGCAAUGUUUGAAGAAUACAGUAAGAUAUCUGACAAGGGCAUAGAGGGCGCUAUAACAAGUGAGACAUCCGGGGAUUUACGAGACGGAUUCCUCUCACUUGUGAAGAGUGUACGUGAUCCAUGCUCCUUCUUUGCUGGGCGACUUCACAAAUCGAUGAAAGGUCUGGGCACGAAUGACCAGAUGCUUAUAAGAUGCGUGGUCUCAAGGGCAGAGAUCGAUCUAGUGGAGAUUAAGGAGAUGUUUUUGACUCAGUAUGGAAUGACUCUUGGUGAUUAUAUUAAAGAUGACACCAGUGGUGCCUACAGAGAUUUACUGCUCAUAAUCGUCGAGGGUGAAAACUAAGAUGACAAAACAUUCACAUAUUUUAUUUAUUAUCACUCAGUGAUUAGGUGUUUAGGAUGAUCAGUGAAUGGUUGAACAAAGAGUGAACUGUUUCAUAUCUUCAAUGAUGACACAAGUUUGUUCCGAGAAUAGAUUUGUUGUCCCUGAGACCGUGGUCCCGAGACAUAAGAUUGAUGUCAAAAAUAAAAUAAAAACUUCAACAUAGUAUUUUAAACUGUGUCAAGAAUUUCAGUAAAGAUGUUUAUUUUACCAAUUCCAGUAUGUGGAUGAAAACAAAUGGAGAACAAACUCCUGAAUUGUUCAGUGACAUUUCACCACUACACUAGUGGCUUCUUCAGACUGGCAACUCACCACAUCUGGGCCAAAGCUCAUGGCUCUUCUUACCGCCGAAAUCUGCGCUUACGAUCACGAUUCACCGCUUACCGUGCAAGCGCCAAAUUUCUGCGCUUGCAUUGUUCGUGUAAUGCAUAACGCACAAGCACUGAAGCCGAAACUCGCCGCUAUCCCGUGAAAUACGGUUGCCGUAAGCACAUAAUUCCCUGCUUCCGUAAGCGCGCCGACUCUGUGCUUACGGUAAGCAGAGCCAUAAACCUGGGCCGUGGUUUUCUCCUUUUAGUGUAAUCAGAGGCAACUAUAGAGGGCGUGAUGAACUGGUUGUAAAUGUUGAUAUAGGACCCACAUGGUUCGUAAAACCUGAUGGUACCUGAUUAACUGGUGUACACCAACAAACCAACUCAAAUUCUUGUCAGUAUAUAUGUUUAUUAGCAUUAAUAUGUAUCAAUAUUAUUAUAAUUAUUAUUCAAUUAUAUAUUGUAGUAUAG